Molecule: messenger RNA, 2748 nt
Organism: Panicum virgatum (switchgrass)
Lineage: Eukaryota; Viridiplantae; Streptophyta; Magnoliopsida; Poales; Poaceae
Product: nitrate reductase [NADH]-like
Exons: 4
Coding region: 1-2727 (908 amino acids)
Biological process (GO): nitric oxide biosynthetic process; nitrate assimilation
Molecular function (GO): nitrate reductase (NADPH) activity; heme binding; molybdenum ion binding
Source: RefSeq, a predicted model, not a curated record
AUGGGAGCUUGUGUUGAGCCAACGCAUCACUUGGCCACCAGCCUCGACCUGGGCUCCCCGCCGCCUCUGCUCGCCACGGACGUCGACGCCGCCGCCAUGGCGUACCCACCUGCUGGUGGCUCCCCCGUGCGUCUCGUCUCGUCGCCCCAUAAGGCGGCUGGCGGCGACGACGGCGAGCAUCCGGGUCGCCGCCACGAGCUCUCCGGCGGCUCGCACUACUACCUCCGCCAUCUCCGGGCGGUGGAGGAGCCGCCGGUGCGCGACCCCAGCGACGAGGGCACCGCGGACGCGUGGGUCGAGCGCAGCCCGUCGCUGCUCCGGCUCACGGGGCGGCACCCGUUCAACGGCGAGCCCCCGCUGCCGCUGCUCGCGCGGCACGGCUUCGUCACCCCGGCCCCGCUCCACUACGUGCGCAACCACGGCGCCGUGCCGCGGGCGGCGGCGGACUGGGAGACCUGGACCGCCGAGGUGACGGGCCUCGUCCGGCGCCCCGCGCGGCUCACCGUGGCGGACCUCGCCGGGGGCAACUUCCGCGCGCUGGAGCUCCCCGUGACGCUCGCCUGCUCCAGCGGCCGGCGCAAGGAGCAGAACAUGGCGCGGCAGACGCUAGGCUUCAACUGGGGGCCCGGCGCCGUGUCCACCUCCGUGUGGCGCGGCGCGCCGCUCCGCGACGUGCUGCGCCGGUGCGGCGGCGUCGAGCGCGGCGCGCGCUACGUGUGCUUCGAGGGCGCCGACGACCUCCCCGGCGCCGGCGGCGGGGGGUGCGUGUACGGCACCAGCAUCGCGCUCAAGCAGGCCAUGGACCCGACCAUGGACGUCAUGCUCGCCUACAUGCAGAACGGCGCGCCGCUGCUGCCGGACCACGGCUUCCCGGUGCGCGUCAUCGUGCCCGGCUGCACGGCCGGCCGCAUGGUCAAGUGGCUCCGCCGCAUUGUCGUCACCGCCGCCGAGUCCGACAACUACUACCAUUACCGGGACAACCGCUUCCUGCCGUCCCACGUCGACGCCAAGCUCGCCGACGCCGAAGGGUGGUGGUACAAGCCCGAGUACGUCAUCAACGAGAUGAACACAAACUCGGUGAUCACGACGCCGGCGCACGGCGACAUCCUGCCCAUCAACGCCGCCACCACGCAGAGCGCCUACACCGUCAGAGGGUUCGCCUACUCGGGUGCCGGCAAGAAGGUGACGCGGGUGGAGGUGACGCUGGACGGCGGCGAGACAUGGCUCCUCUGCGCACUCGACCACCCGGAGAAGCCCACCAAGUUCGGCAAGUACUGGUGCUGGUGCUUCUGGUCCGUCGACGUCGAGGUCGCCGACCUCCUCGCCUCCAGGGAGAUCGCCGUCCGCGCCUGGGACCAGUCGCUCAACACCCAGCCCGAGAACCUCACCUGGAACCUCAUGGGAAUGAUGACCAACUGCUGGUUCAGGGUGAGGAUCAACGUGUGCCGGCCGCGCAAGGGGGAGAUCGGUAUGGUGUUCGACCACCCGGUGCAGCCGGGCAACCAGCCGGGCGGGUGGAUGGCGCGGCAGAAGCACCUCGAGGUCGCGGAGGCCCCCGCCGCCGCCGCCGCCGCCGCGCCGGGGAUCCGCCGGAGCACGUCGGCCACGCUGGCGGACACCGCCACCAGCAAGUUGAUCACCAUGGCAGAGGUGCGCGAGCACGCGUCGCGGGACUCAGCGUGGAUCGUCGUCCACGGCCACGUCUACGACUGCACCGCGUACCUCAAGGACCACCCGGGCGGCGCCGACAGCAUCCUCAUCAACGCCGGCGCCGACUGCACCGAGGAGUUCGACGCCAUCCACUCCGACAAGGCCAAGGCGCUCCUCGGCGCGUACCGCAUCGGCGAGCUCGUCGCCGCCAGCGGUGGCGGCGACACCCCCGUCCAGGAGGCCGCCGUGAUCAGGUCCCCGCCGCUGCGGGCGCCCGUCGCACUCUCCAACCCGCGCGAGAAGGUCAUCUGCCGCCUCGUCGGCAGGAAGGAGCUGUCCCGCGACGUGCGCCUGCUCCGCUUCGCGCUGCCGGCGCCGGACCAGGCGCUCGGCCUCCCCGUCGGCAAGCACCUCCUCGUGUGCGCCGACAUCGACGGGAAGCUGUGCGCGCGCGCGUACACUCCGACGAGCUCCGCGGACGAGGCCGGCCACUUCGACCUCCUCGUGAAGGUGUACUUCCGGGACCAGCACCCCGAGUUUCCCCGCGGCGGCCGCAUGUCCCAGCACCUGGACUCGCUCACGGUCGGCUCCUACGUCGGCGUCAAGGGCCCCCUCGGCCGCGUCGAGUACCUCGGCCGCGGCGGCUUCGUGGUCGGCGGCGAGCUGCGCAGGGCGCGCCGCCUCGCGAUGGUCGCCGGCGGGAGCGGGAUCACGCCGAUGUACCAGGUGAUCCAGGCGGCGCUGCGCGGCCAGCCGGAGGACGAGACGGUGAUGCACCUGGUGUACGCCAACCGGACGGAGGACGACAUCCUCCUGCGCGGCGAGCUGGACCGGUGGGCGGCGGAGUUCCCCGGCAGGUUCAAGGUGUGGUACGUGGUCAGCCAGGUGAGGCGCCCGGAGGAGGGGUGGGAGUACAGCGUCGGGAUCGUGACGGAGGACAUCCUGCGGGAGCACCUGCCGGAGGGCGGCGACGGCGCGCUGGCCCUCGCCUGCGGGCCGCCGCUCAUGAUCCAGCUCGCCGUCUCGCCGAACCUGGAGAAGAUGGGAUACACGUCCAGUUCCGUCGUCGUCUUUUAAGUUUGUGUACAAGUGCCGUGC